Closterium sp. Naga37s-1 is the source of this 981-nucleotide messenger RNA. The record is from the annotation of a GenBank genome assembly. NCBI's taxonomy places the organism in Eukaryota, Viridiplantae, Streptophyta, Zygnematophyceae, Desmidiales, Closteriaceae.
AUGAUUGCCGCGACACGAGUCGCGCAUCCGCAUAGUAGGGUUCCUCUCUCGCUGCUCGUCUGUCUCUCCGUUGCCGCGCUCGCGCUCUCUCCCCGCGCCCUCGCCUUCACGCCCUCAGCCGUGCUCAAUUACCGCGGGCUUGUGUGGCGCCUCCUCGACCAAUGGCAAUCGUCUGACCUAACGGCGAAAUCGUCGCCGUCCGCUUCUGUGUUCGCCUCGGGCAACGAGACGCAGGAGGAGACUUCUGAGGCGUCUCAGGACUCGGGCGGCAAUGCCACGUGGGGAUUCUUUGAACAAUCUCAAGAUUCGGCUCGUACAACUUGGGAAGCCCGGGACGUUUCCAAGACGACGAGGGGGGAGUCGACCGGCGGCGAACUCGCUGCGACAUCGGAUGCGGAGGGAGCGGAGUCGGACCGUGCUGUUGGGAUGAGCAGUGGGUGGAGGAAAUGGAGGGGACACGUGGCGCGCGAGGAGAGGCCGUUGGGGCAGCGCAGGCAGAUGGCUGAUUCGUGGCUGGAUGGCGUCAACACACCUAUAGUGGUUCAUAGGGGAAGUGUCGGCGCCAUCGUGCGAAACAACUACGUGCACGACUUCAUAUUCGCCUUCAUAUCCGUUCUCUACUCCCCUGCUCCCCCUCCUUCCAACCCACCAGGCGUGAACACGCCCAUUGUCGUCCACAGGGGAGCCGUGGGCGUCAUCGUGCGAAACAACUACGUGCACGACUUCAUAUUCGCGGGGAUCCGCUGCGGCUCCGACGCGCACUAUGCGGGCGACUGCAUGCUCACGCAGAUCGACCGCAACCUCGUGGUGGCUGCAGGGAGGAACAGAUCCGGGGAUCAGGAUGCUGCGGGUAUCUACUUUUGUGUUCAUUGGUUCAGCCCAGCGUUGGUAAUGUAUGCGAGAACCAGCAAUGGCUGCAUGCUCAUGCGGAUCGACCGCAACCACGAGGUGACUUCUGGAAGAAGAGAAGAGAUCCGGUGA